UUCUAAGGACACAUGCGAACAAUUCAGCAAAGGGGUAACAUCGAGAUUUUCUUCUUCGAUUUCGAUUUGCUCAAUUUUUGGCAUGUUUUCUGUGCCGCUACGACUGUUGUAUCACAGAGCGGACAUUUCAAGGACGCAGACCACUGAACUGACAAGGAGAGAGAGACUGACUGAAGAGGUCUGGGUUGCAGUGGGGUGUCUGCUGUUUGACCGACUCAAUUUAAGUCUAGAGUGCAGUUACGCUAUUGAAAAUUGUACCAAAAGCAAGUGGUUUUCUAUAGAAUUGUGUCGUGUGGUACAUAUUUUGUUGUUUCACCAAGAUCCCGUAAGGACAGUGAAAACCUGAGUAUGAUGGACGAAGACAAGUCCCUCGUUUACUCGGCCUUGUUGCUGGUCGUCGCAUCUUCCGUUGCAGUGCUUUGGUUUCUGAAACGUCGUGGGCCACCUGUUCCUCCGGGUCCCUGUGGGGUCCCUCUACUGGGAUUCUUACCUUGGAUUGACCCAAAGGCUCCUCAUCUGACCUUCACCCGUUUAGCAAAGCACUACGGUCCCAUUUACUCCCUGAAGUUGGGAAAUGUGUUCACCGUGGUAUUGUCAGACCCACAUCUCAUCAGACAAGCUUUUGCUAAGGAUAUCUUCGUGGGGCGGGCCCCACUCUAUCUCACGCAUGGCAUCAUGAAGGGCAACGGGCUGAUCUGUGCUGAAGGCGAACUUUGGAAAGACCAGCGUAAAUUUGUUACAGUAUGUCUAAGAAACUUUGGCAUGAUCAAAUUUGGUUCUAAAAGAGAGAGAUUGGAGAAGAGAAUAUUAGUUGGUGUCCAGGAGUGCCUUGAGAUGCUUGGGAGGAAUUCGAACGCAGUGGAACCUCUACCGAUAAUACUUCACUGUAUAGGCAACGUUAUGAACUCCUUGGUCUUCGGUGUCUCCUACGCUGAGAAUGAUCCCAUGUGGAAAUGGUUGCAGCAACUCCAGGAUGAAGGCUUAAAAUAUAUAGGUGUUACGGGGAUCCUCAAUUUUCUUCCCAUUUUAAGGUUUAUUCCGAAAUUCAAGAAACCGAUGAAUUUUUUGAUGGAAGGGAAAAUGAAAUCACAUGAGUAUUAUCACACAAUUAUACUGGAUCGUAUGAAGAAACGAAAGUCCUUCCCGGGAGAUGAUGAAAAUUACCUUGCAGACAAUAUAAUCGACUCUUUUCUGGACGAAAAGGAACGGCGUGGGGAAGGGGACAAAGGAUUCUACAACACAACUCAGUUCCACCAUCUUCUUGGUGAUAUGUUCGGAGCGGGACUGGACACAACGAUGACCACCCUGCGAUGGUUUGUCCUCUUCAUGGCGGCGAAUUCCGGCGCACAGAAGAGAGUCCAAGCAGAAUUAGACAGUGUAGUUGGCUCCCGUUUGCCAACUCUUGAGGACCUACCAUUGCUACCCUACACUGAAGCCGCUCUUGCUGAGACCCAAAGGAUCCGCUCUGUUGUACCAGUCGGAAUACCACAUGGAGCGUUGGCGGCCACCACUUUUGCAGGCUAUCACAUUCCGAAGGGCACCAUGAUAAUGCCUCUACAGUGGGCUGUACAUAUGGAUCCCAACCAAUGGCCAGAACCGGAGCGUUUCAGUCCUGAGCGGUUUCUAACAACUGAGGGUCAAUUCAACAGACCAGAAAGCUUCAUUCCUUUUCAGACAGGUAAGAGGAUGUGUGUUGGAGAAGAAUUAGCCAGGAUGAUGCUGUUUUUAUUUGGAUCAGCCAUCAUUCAGAAAUUCAACAUCACUGCACCAGAUAACAUUGACAUCGAUCUAGAGGGUGAAUGUGGAUUUACACUUGCCCCGAAACCUCAAAAACUGAUUUUUAUUCCUAGAGUAUGAAAAUGGAAGCGUGAUGUAAAACAUCAGCAGAUGUGCCAUUAUGGAUUUCCUGUUUAUUUUUUAUGUCUAGAAAACAGAAUACUAAAUAGAAGAGCGAAUAGCAUUUACAUGUAAUAAAAGUAACAUGAUAUGAAAUGUUGAAUUGGAUGAUAUGCAUGCAAGCUAGAGAACCGUGACGAAGUUACAUUUGGACAUGAAUUGCAUAAGUGAUUUCAUUUAAUUAGGAAUUGUGAUUUUAGUUUCAGUUUCCCCAUACCAUUACAUGUAUACAUUAAUAUAGCACGUAGCUCAAGUUCCUAUUUCCGUUGUUGUGUUAGUCUGCCUGUCUUCAUUUAUUGUUAUGAAUAAACAGAUUUCGUCACA
Molecule: messenger RNA, 2220 nt
Organism: Cryptotermes secundus
Lineage: Eukaryota; Metazoa; Arthropoda; Insecta; Blattodea; Kalotermitidae
Gene: phtm
Product: cytochrome P450 306a1
Exons: 8
Coding region: 349-1857 (502 amino acids)
Biological process (GO): xenobiotic metabolic process
Cellular component (GO): cytoplasm; intracellular membrane-bounded organelle
Molecular function (GO): heme binding; iron ion binding; oxidoreductase activity, acting on paired donors, with incorporation or reduction of molecular oxygen, reduced flavin or flavoprotein as one donor, and incorporation of one atom of oxygen
Source: RefSeq, a predicted model, not a curated record